Alternaria metachromatica is the source of this 996-nucleotide messenger RNA. RefSeq lists its product as uncharacterized. Lineage: Eukaryota; Fungi; Ascomycota; Dothideomycetes; Pleosporales; Pleosporaceae. The transcript has a single exon. The record is from RefSeq and is a predicted model, not a curated record. The coding region runs from base 1 to 996 and encodes 331 amino acids.
AUGGCUACCACACGAUCAGGAAAAGAAUUCGACUCGAAUUCCGGUAUUCAACAACAGUACGCUCAGUCGGCUCACCACAAGCACAACUCAAUCACCGACAUGUCUCCCAAGGAUAUGUCAUUCGCAAAGGCAUUUGACGAGCUCUUACCACUCGAGAUCAAGCAGAUAAUCUUCAAAUGGGCAGCGAGCGACAACAGUAGCGACAUUCAGAUCAGGCUUUUGCACGAUAACGAAGGCCAGCUUCAUGCACCAGCUGUCGACCUCCUCACGAAAUUGAAGGACCAGUACUCAGCCAAGGCGUAUCAUCAGGCCGUGGAGUAUCUUACAGGAUCAACGUUUCGGUGGACCUUCAGCAGCGAUACACAGCCACAUCGAUACCUUCUCCGUGCUUUCCGAAAUUCGGUCCCAAUGGAAGUUCGACAGCAAAUCAAGCAUGCCUAUCUGCCUCGGGUCACCGUGUAUGGUCUCAUCAAUCCGGCGACUCAGUCCACAAGCUUCGAGCAUCUACAAAUGGUGAGCCCGUCCAUACUGAUGCCCUAUUCUGAUUACUUCACACGACUGGGAGCGAUGACGACCUAUGAAGAGCUCUUUAUUGUUAUGCGGAUCAGGAACGACAUUGCAGGAGGUAUACAGCUGCUACCCAUUACGCUUCCUUCGCUCAAGAAACUGGAUCUCAGUCUUGACAUCAUCGACUGCUGGCGAAGAGACCCAGAACGAGCCAUACGGGUUAGAGUGACUCGCUCUGAAGAUUGGAUGUAUCUGCUUCAAUGUUCACCGCUUCCAGCUGGGGUUGGAGCACUUGCAAACCUCGCAGGGAUCGCCAACCUCGAUAUUCGCGUUAUCUGGGAUGACUUCCUUGACAAGAAACGGAAUUUUGCAGGCACAUACAGUGGGGAGAUUGAGAAAAAGGCCCACGUCAUAUUUAUGGAGGCGUUACGUUCAAGUCUUCCUGCUGCGAGGAGCAUUGUCGGCCAUUCAGACAGUUCUUUCGUCUGA